UGUUAGAAUCUUGUGUGUCAUUCACCUUGUCUCCAUCCCCUCUUCUCCCUCUUGUUCCUAUCAUCUUCAUGUUUGUUUCGUUUCUCUCUCAUCAUGCCUGAACCUCACACAUCAAUGGGCGGCGGCGGAGGCGGACUCAAUAAGCCUUGUAUUCUUCUCAUCAUUAUAUCUGGUGUGGAGAGAUUCGCAUUCAAAGGGGUGGCCUCGAAUCUGGUCACGUAUCUCACCGAUGUAAUUGAGAUGAAGAAUUCUUCCGCAGCCAAAUUCGUCAACAGCUGGGUCGGAUUCACCUCCAUGCUCCCCUUGAUCGUGUCCAUGCUUGCCGAUUCCUAUUGCGAUAAAUACUCCACCAUUCUCGCCUCCUCCCUCCUCUACGCCGCCGGGCUAUUAGCUUUGACAUCAACAGCAGUGACAUGGCCUUGGGCACAUUCAAACAAGGUGCAUUCAGUCUCAUCUCUGUGCUUGUCUCUGUAUCUCAUCUCUGUGGGGCAGGGAGGCUACAACCCUUCACUGCAGGCGUUCGGGGCCGAGCAGCUGGAGGCGACGUACGAGGCUCUUCCUGUUACGGGCGCGGAAGAGGGGAAGGGGUCGGACGGGAAGAGCUGGUUCUUCCAGUGGUGGUACUUUGGGGUCUGCUGUGGCAGCCUGUUGGGUGUCUCGGUGAUGUCGUACAUUCAGGACACGUACGGGUGGGGGUUGGGGUUCGCCAUCCCAGCGCUGUCGAUGAUCGUGUCCAUUGUCAUGUUUCUGUGUGGCGCCCGGUUUUAUGUGCAGAAGCAGAGCAGGAUUGGGGAUGUGAGCGUGUUUGAGGUGGCUGUCCGGGCUGUUAAAGCAGGCCUGUCGAAGCUGAUCUGUGGCGGGAGUGGCUCGUUGAGGAAUGAGUAUGAGGUGGCUGAGCUUGAGCUUGAGGAGAAAGCAGGGCUGUGCAGCCAAGAUCAAGAAACGGGGAGCACGCGACAACAGGCAACCGACGAGCCUCUGCAGGCUCUGGAGGCUGCAAAGGUCGUCCUGCGCCUGCUUCCAGUGUGGACAAUGCUACUGAUGUUCGCGGUGAUCUUCCAACAACCCGCAACAUUCUUCACCAAGCAAGGCAUGACCAUGAGGAGGAACAUAGGAAAAAGCUUCAAGAUCCCUCCAGCCGCGCUACAAAGCUCGAUCACCAUCUCCAUCAUCAUCCUCAUGCCAUGGUACAACAAGCUCUUCAUCCCGUUGGUCCAGAGCCUGAGGCGCAGCAAGAAGGGAAUCUCCGUGAUGGAGAGGAUGGGGAUCGGGAUGUUCCUGUCCGUGGUGGCGAUGGUGAUAGCAGCCCUGACAGAGAGGUGGCGGCUGCACAUAUGCAAAGACUCGUGCGAGGAGGUGGCGUUGAGUAUAUUCUGGCUGCUUCCGCAAUACAUUCUUCUAGGAAUAUCGGAUAUAUUCACGGUGGUGGGAAUGCAGGAGUAUUUUUACUCAGAGGUGCCUACGAGUAUGAGGACGAUGGGGAUAGCGUUGUACACGAGCGUGUUCGGGGUGGGGAGCUUUGUGAGUGCGAUUUUAAUAUCGGUGAUCGAGCGGGUGACGAGUGGCGGGGGAGGGCGGGGGAGUUGGUUUUCUGAUGAUAUGGCUCAAGCUAGGCUUGAUAAGUACUAUUGGUUUUUGGCUUUUUGGAGUGCUUUUAGUUUGCUAGCUUUUCUUGUGUUUUGUAAGUUUUUUAAGAGGUGGUAGUAGGAUUCAAGGACUUGGAUUUGACAAUGAUUUCAGCUUAGAAAUAAAUGUUACAUUGUAAAUGACCCUUACCUACUUGAUUUGAUUCAAAUGAUUGCUUCUAGGUUUAGUGGAGUACAUAAUAUGGGAAGGACUAAAUUUAAAAUU
Messenger RNA from Salvia splendens (bonfire salvia), 1851 nucleotides. Its product is annotated as protein NRT1/ PTR FAMILY 5.8. NCBI's taxonomy places the organism in Eukaryota, Viridiplantae, Streptophyta, Magnoliopsida, Lamiales, Lamiaceae. Gene Ontology annotation, biological process: transmembrane transport. The transcript has 4 exons. Gene Ontology annotation, molecular function: transmembrane transporter activity. Gene Ontology annotation, cellular component: membrane. The coding region runs from base 94 to 1704 and encodes 536 amino acids. The record is from RefSeq and is a predicted model, not a curated record.